AUGCCGACUCUGUGGACGUUGGCCCUCGCCUUGGCUUCUGCCUUUCUGCUGGCUGCUCAAGCUCAACCCCAGCCGAGCUCUCCUCCGGUUAUAUCCUUCACAUCCUUCCCGUCGAAUAGCUGUGACACCGGCGGCCCGCUCAACUGCAUGCAAGACAGCAGUGUGCACGACGGCUGCAUCGCCAUGGUCCGCGAGGACGGGAACAAUGGCGACACGAUGUUACUGAUAAACAACAAGGGCCGUGUGCUGUUCGGGAGGCCCGUCAUAACGUGGCCGGCUAGCUUCGACACCAACUUCACCGUCCUCUUCCGCAGACGUGCCAAAUCGAUCGGGUACGGCGAGGGGAUGGCGUUCGUGAUGACCGCUGACAUGCGCCAGAGCCCUUCGGGAAGCUCCGGCGGUUUCCUGGGCCUGUUCAAUCACUCCACCUCAGGUUAGCCACUCACUCCUCCAUCUGCUCUCCAUGUGGGUGAAAGAUUGAGACUCCCUUUCCUAGGCCUGCCGCGAGGCUCGACACAUUCGUUUGCUUGAACGAUUCCGUUGACAAAACCAAGAUCAAAUACGUAUUUCUUCAAUGAUUCAGAAAUGAGCUGUGGGAUCUGAAAAUACUGGAAGUCAUCUGAUAUGUUGCGUAAAGAGUUUACGAAAUGAGCUGAAUUCGCGAAAAAAGGUCUCCCGCUCUUUUGGAUGUCAUCUGUAGUACGUCGUCGCAAACUGAAUUUUAAAUUAGUUUUCGGAAAGAUGAUGUUGGCCAUGCAUUUAAGAAAAGGCCGAAUACUUGAUAACUGCGGACACGCCAGCGUCCAGCAUUAAAACCUGCAGCACCCUAACGUCAUGAACACCAAGCUCACCGGAGGGAGUUCACGGUCAACUGAUUAUGAGUUCCCCCUCCCGCCCGAAGAUUCUCCAACUAAUUUUUCUGAGGAUUAUGUGGGUACGGUGAAUAGAGUGAAACCAUUCAUUUGUAUGAUUUAUCGUUCUCAAUGUUGUUCCUCUGGGAAUCAGACUUCGCCUUGUCAAUCGGGACUCCUCCUCGGGAUGAAUCCUUGCGAGGGUCCAUGGCAUAACACAGGCGAAAGCUCCUAAGGAAGCUUUCUGUUAAGCAUGUAGAUAGAUCUGUAGCUUUAUAUAUCUAUAAAUCUGCCAUUUUUAACGACACAAGGAAAUGGGGGAGGCGCGAAGUGCAUCAACCGUUGAUCUGAACGACUGAAGAUUCGGAUUGGUGCAUGCAUGGACCUGUGAAUCUCAGACUGGGGGACUUGCCUGCCGCAUUUCAGGCAGCACCACGGGGCAGCUGGCGGUGGAGAUCGACUUGUGGUCGAAUGAGGUCGACCCUGAGAACGGACACGUCGGCGUGGACACCACCGCUAUCUACUCCGACGCCACCGCCCCACUGUCUGCUGCCAACGUCAGCCUGUCGGAGGAGAAGCCGAUGACCUUCAGGGUCAACUACGACGGAUGGACGAAGAACCUCCAGGUCUCGGCGGGAUACGCCUAUGAGGGGCCCCUGAAGAACAUCCUCAACUACAGCAUCGUUAUCGCGAAGAUCGCCCCUGUGUACGUGGGUUUCGCCGCUGCCUCCGGGCCCGCCACACUCAACAGCGCAAGCCUUCGGGUUCUCAGCUGGAACUUCUCGUCCACCAUUUUGCCGCCGGAGUCCCUCGACAACGGCAGCAGCAAGAGGGAUAAGAAGAUAGGCAGCAUUCUCACCAUCGUCCUCUCGACAGUGAUCGGGGUUCCACUGGUGGGGAUGCUGUUGCUGCUUGGGAUGAGGGAGGCCAGGGAGUGGAAGAGGUGGAGAGCUCUGGAGGCCCUGUCGAAGAAGGCUAUCAGUGCACCCAAGAUGUAUACAUAUGCUACGCUCUCCAGAGCCACUAGGCGUUUCAGCAGCGCCAACUUAUUGGGCAAGGGAGGCUUCGGCAGCGUCUACAAGGGUCACCUCUCCAAUCCUCCUUCAAUGGUCGCUGUCAAAAAAAUCUCUUCCAACUCCAAGCAAGGUUAACCACCGUCUGCUGCGUCUCUUCCCAGCUCUCUCUCUCUCUCUCUCUCUCUCUCUCUCUCUCUCUCUCUUUCUCUCUCUCUUUCUCUCUCCCUUUCCCACUCCCUCUCCCUCUCCCUCCUUUCCUCCCGCCUUCCUCCCCCCUGUUCUCUCUCUUUCUCCCACUCCCUCCCCCUCCUUUCCUUCCUCCCUUCCCCCUACCCCUCCCCUCUCUCUUCACUCUCUCGCUGGCUGGCUGGCUCGCUUUCUGACUCUCUCGUAGUAAUUAUUCGGCAAGCUCGUGUCUGGACCUUUUUGUCAACCCAUUUGCUCCUUUAUCUGAGAUAUAUUACGUUCUCCUUAACCUUUUCGAUGACGCUACUGUCGUUGAUCCUCCUACUCAUGGUAUCGAUCAGGCGAAAGGGAGUACUUUGCGGAGAUAUGCACCAUCGGCCGUCUCCGUCACAAGAACAUCGUGCAGCUGCAGGGCUGGUGCCACCGCGCCAAGAGCCUCCUCCUCGUCUACGAGUUCAUGCCCAACGGAAGCCUCGACCGCCACAUCGCCGCUGGAACCCUCGACUGGCCCACUCGCCAUCGAAUCCUCCUCGGCCUCGCCUCCGCCCUCCUCUAUCUCCACGAGGAGUGCGGCGGCACCGUCGUCCACCGCGACGUCAAGCCCAACAACGUCCUCCUCGAUGCCGACUUUGAGGCCCACCUCGGUGACUUCGGCUUGGCCCGGCUUGCUCAGGGAACGGGCCGGACCACCUCCACCACCGUCCUCGCCGGCACCAUCGGGUAUCUCGCCCCUGAAUUCGGCUACACCGGUAAGGCCACCCCCGAGUCCGAUGUCUUCAGCUACGGCGUUGUUGUGCUGGAAGUGGUGUGCGGGAGAAUGUCCUUGCUGGGACUGGACGAUAACAACCUGUUGGAUCACGUCUGGGACCUCUACACCUCCGGUAGGCUGCUCCAGGUGGUGGAUUCGAGACUGGAGAGUCAGUUCGACGAGGAGGAGGUAAGGAGAACCCUUUUGGUGGGGCUCAUGUGCUCGCACCCGAACCCCGCGAGUCGGCCGAGGAGCAGGCAGGUGGUGCAGAUCCUCGGGAACUCGAACGAGCCGCUGAUGGAGAUUCCGGAAAACCGGCCAGACAUCAUCAUUCCCUCCUCCUCGAUGACCACGACCGGGUUCGAUGGGGUCAUGAUCGUUUCCACGAGCAUGAAGACGCCGAUGCCGGCCUCACCCUAG
Spirodela intermedia is the source of this 3221-nucleotide messenger RNA. Lineage: Eukaryota; Viridiplantae; Streptophyta; Magnoliopsida; Alismatales; Araceae. The record is from the annotation of a GenBank genome assembly.